AUGGGCAGGAGAAAGGGAGCAUCCGCUUGGAAGAAUGCGGAGCCCAGGCAGAACAGGACCAACGGUCCCCGCUGGAACGACAUCACCCCCGACAAGAUGGUCAACGAGCAGUUCGAGGAGUACUACAAGAAGAUUGUUCCCGAGGACGAGUGGGACCAGUUCAUGGACACGCUCAAGGUCGAGCUCCCGACGACGUUCCGCGUGACCGGUUCGCGCGCGCACGCCGACGUUAUCAACAACCAGAUCAAGGACCUGUACGUCCCGACGAUGCAGAAUGUCGAGCUCGACGGCGUCAAGUACGACCCGCCCAAGCCGAUCCCGUGGUACCCCGAGCAGCUCGCGUGGGAGAUUGCCGCGCCGAAGCGUGUUGUGCGCAAGAGCGAGCCGUUCAAGCAGUUCCAGCGCUUCCUCGUCGGCGAGACCGAGGUCGGCAACCUGUCCCGCCAGGAGGCCGUGUCCAUGAUCCCGCCCCUGCUCAUGGACGUCGAGCCGCACCACGUGUGUCUCGACAUGUGCGCGGCCCCCGGCAGCAAGACGGCGCAGAUCAUCGAGGCGCUCAACCCGCACCACACCGAGAGCACGGGCAUGCUGAUCGCCAACGAUGCCGACUACAAGCGCACGCACAUGCUCGUGCACCAGACGGGCCGCAUGCCCUCCAAGGGCCUCAUUGUUGUCAACAAUGACGCGACGCAGUUCCCGAACAUCUCCCUCGGCCCCGGCGCCGGCAACAUCAAGUACGACCGCAUCCUCGCCGACGUCCCGUGCUCGGGGGACGGCACGAUGCGCAAGAACCUCGAGAUCUGGAAGAAGUGGGCGCCGUUUGACGGCAACUCGCUGCACACGGUGCAGCUGCGCAUCCUCGAGCGCGCCAUGAACAUGCUCAAGCCCGGCGGCCGCCUCGUGUACUCGACGUGCUCGUUCAACCCGUCCGAGAACGAGGCCGUCGUCGCGGCCGCGCUCAACACGCACCCCGACUUUGAGAUUGUCGACGUCGCCGACAAGCUCCCCGAGCUCAAGCGCCGCCCCGGCAUCCACGAAUGGAAGGUCGCGACCCGCGACAAGGACGAGAACAUCAAGUGGCACGAGUCGCACGAGGCGUACGAGGCGUACCGCGCCGAGUCGGGCUCGGAGCGCGACAACAAGAGCCCCCUCCCCGCCUCGUGCUGGGCGCCCGCCAACGCCGCCGAGCUGCACCUCGAGCGCGCCCUGCGUCUGCUGCCCCACGACCAGAACACGGGCGGCUUCUUUGUCUGCGUCCUCGAGAAGAAGGGCACGAGCGAGCCGACGGUCGUCCCCGCCUCGUCGCUCGUCAAGCGCGAGGUCAAGUCGAAGUUUGAGGAGAAGGAGGAGGAGGCUGUUGCCGUUCCGGCCAAGCGCGAGCUGUCUCCGUCUGCCGAGGAGAGCGAGGCGAAGAAGCUGAAGAGCGACGCGCCGCAGGAGCCGCAGGACAAGAAGGCGAAGCGGGACCUGGCGUUCCGCGAGGACCCGUUCGGGUUUGUGGACCCGUCGCACCCCGAGCUCGAGACGGUCAAGAAGUGGUUCGGGAUGACGCCCGACUUCCCUGCCGAGAACCUGCUCGUGCGCAACGAGUACGGCAACCCGCUGCGCACGAUCUACAUUGUCAACGACCUCGUCAAGGCGGUGAUCCUCAACAACGACUACACGCGGCUGCGCAUGAUCAGCGCGGGCGUCAAGGCGUUUAUCCGGCAGGACUCGCAGAGCCGCUCGGACAUUCAGUGCAAGUGGCGCGUGUCGAGCGACGGCAUCCUCGGCGUCGUGCGGUACGUGCCCGAGGACAAGAUUGUCAAGGCGGGCAUCCAGGAGCUCCGCACCUUCCUCGAGGAGAUGUACCCGCCCGUGGCCAAGUUUGAGGGCGCGUUCCGGGACACGUGCGAGGCGGCCGAGUUUGGCAACAUGCUCGUGCUCUUCGAGGCCGGCGAGGGCGCGGGCGGCAAGCUCAACCUGCCCCUGUACCUGCCGUGCUGGAAGGCGAAGAGCAGCAUGUCCCUCCUCAUCGACAAGCGCGAGAAGAGCGUCCUCUCCAACCGCGUCUUUGGCGAGGACAUCUGCAAGCCUCGAGACUCCCGCCAUGAGCACCGAGGCCACCCCCGCCCCCACCGACGAGGAGGCCGCCAUGAACGCCUAGACUAG
Messenger RNA from Trichosporon asahii var. asahii CBS 2479, 2151 nucleotides. RefSeq lists its product as uncharacterized. Lineage: Eukaryota; Fungi; Basidiomycota; Tremellomycetes; Trichosporonales; Trichosporonaceae. Gene Ontology annotation, biological process: tRNA methylation. The transcript is spliced from 3 exons. Gene Ontology annotation, molecular function: tRNA (cytidine-N5)-methyltransferase activity; tRNA binding. The record is from RefSeq and is a predicted model, not a curated record. Bases 1 to 2151 code for a protein of 716 amino acids. Gene Ontology annotation, cellular component: nucleus; cytoplasm.